Molecule: messenger RNA, 4122 nt
Organism: Annulohypoxylon truncatum
Lineage: Eukaryota; Fungi; Ascomycota; Sordariomycetes; Xylariales; Hypoxylaceae
Product: nitrite reductase
Exons: 4
Coding region: 602-3949 (1115 amino acids)
Molecular function (GO): 2 iron, 2 sulfur cluster binding; oxidoreductase activity; heme binding
Source: RefSeq, a predicted model, not a curated record
CCAUCCUCUAUCUUGUACGAAACAAUAUUUACUAAAUCUAAGGCACUAGAAUGUGCCCUGGCUCGGUCGUGGAGAUGCGUGCCAUGAUAGACUAUAGUAUAAACUACAGUCGUCGGCGCAAGACUACGGGCCGGCUAUUCGGAUUCAUGGGUAGGUCUAGUUGGCUCGAGCGUUGGCAGUUACCCGUACUUUAUCUAGACUAUCUCGACUUUCUUCGUGCCUGUAUACCCAAUGAGAGCAAUGGAUAUCUUGGCUAUAGCCAGCAUAUUCAUAGUUGAUCUAUUGGUGGGCUACCUUGAAUAGUCUAGAGCAACUCGAUGCCGGAGAUGCACGUACCUGUCAUCAGACAUGUAGGUAGCUCCAACAUCUGUUUCGGUGUCAGCCCAUCUACCUGCUUUUCUGUCUUUGUGGAUUUGUGCUUACUUCGCUUUUGAAAUUAUCGUGAGUCUCGUACACUCAUCUGAAAUCCAUUCUUGAUGAGUGCUUUUUUUCAUGCCUAGGCGGCUUGUCCUAUAAACGCUCGCUGUACCACGUCAUAUAAGACCAGGGGUGAAGUUGUGACGUAGUAAUCGUGGCAUCUGUGCCUCCUAUUCGCAUCAAGAUGGCUCUCGACGAGAAGACCAAGUUGGUCGUCGUCGGCCUAGGAAUGGUCGGCAUUGCCUUCAUAGAGAAACUCUUGAAGCUCGACGCUAGGACUCACGAAUACAAUAUCGUCGUUAUUGGCGAAGAGCCCCACCUCGCUUAUAACCGAGUUGGUCUCACGAGUUUCUUUGGCCACCGAAAGGUUGAGAACUUAUAUCUUAACCCGAAAGAAUGGUACGCACAACAUGCCCCGGACAACAAGCUAAACUAUCACUUAAACACCUUGGUUACUGCUAUCGAUCCCACAAACAAGACCGUGGUCUGUGCUGAUGGCGACGUGGUGUCGUACGAUAUCCUUGUUUUGGCAACUGGCUCCGAUGCGAUUCGCCCGCGCCAUACUCCCGGAUAUGACGCUAAUGGAGUAUUCGUCUACCGGACCAUCGAGGACCUGCAAAGCCUCAUCGCGUUUGGCGAGUCGCAUAAAGGGACAGUUGGCGCUGUCGUCGGUGGCGGGUUACUAGGCCUCGAGGCGGCGAAUGCGAUGAUGGACCUGAAGUGCUACGAUAAAGUGAAACUCGUCGAGAGAAACCAAUGGGUACUAAGUCGGCAACUGGAUGCCGACGCUGGUAAUCUAGUUGUCGAAAAAGUCACCGAUCUAGGACUUGAGGUCUUACUGAGUAAGAGAGUGGGUGAGAUAAAAACUGACGAGAAAAACAAUUUAACGGGUGUCGUAUUCGAAGAUGGCGAGCAGAUGGACUGUUCCACUAUCUGCUUUGCUAUCGGUGUACAGCCAAGGGAUGGCCUAGCGAGGAGCGCCGGCAUCGAAUGUGCUGACAGGGGCGGUGGGAUUCUCGUCAACGACGACUUGAGUACGAGUAUCCCGGAUAUAUAUGCCAUCGGCGAGUGCGCGAGCUGGAAAAACCAAACCUUCGGCCUCAUCGCCCCCGGCAUCGAAAUGGCCGAUGUUCUCUCCUUUAAUCUCACACAAGCCAAGAUCCACGUGCCAAGAGUCUUUAAACGGCCUGACCUGAGUACGAAGCUCAAGCUUCUCGGAGUCGACGUGGCGAGUUUCGGCGAUUUCUUCGCGGACAGAGACGGUCCCAGCUUCUUACCGGCGAAGGCGGCCCGGAAAAAGAAGGAAGAUCAGAGCAUGACCAAGGGGUCCUCGUCUUCUCUAGUUAAAGCUCUUACGUACAAGGACCCCUUCGCCCAGGUAUAUAAGAAAUACCUAUUCACCACCGACGGCAAAUACCUCCUCGGCGGCAUGAUGAUCGGGGAUACCAGCGACUACAUAAAACUAGUCCCCAUGGUCAAGAACCAGAAAGAGCUAGACAUCCCCCCAGCACAGCUUAUCCUCGGCGCAAAGAAGGAGGGAGACGACGGCACCGACGACCUCGACGACGACACUCAGAUCUGUUCGUGCCACAACGUCUCGAAGGGCGAUAUAGUGAACGUAGUGAAAGACGGCACGUGUAAGACAUUAGGAGACGUCAAGGCAUGUACCAAGGCCGGCACCGGCUGCGGCGGUUGCGUACCGCUCGUCACCAGCAUCUUCAACAAGACCAUGGCCGAGAUGGGCGCCGAAGUAACGAACUACCUAUGCAUGCACUUCAACUACUCCCGCGCCGACCUAUUCAACAUCAUAAGCGUCAAGCAGCUAAGAACCCUCGCCGAAGUCAUGCGAGAAGCAGGCAACGACCCGGACUCGGAGGGGUGCGAGGCGUGCAAGCCGGCGGUAGCCAGCAUCUUCGCGUCGCUGUGGAACGCGCACGUCAUGAGCCGGGACGCGCACGGCUUGCAGGACACGAACGACCGGUUCCUGGGCAACAUCCAGCGCAACGGCACCUUCUCGGUCGUGCCGCGCGUGUCCGCCGGCGAGAUCACGCCCGACAAGCUGAUCGCCAUCGGCGAGGUCGCUAAGGCGUACGGCCUCUACACCAAGAUCACCGGCGGCCAGCGCAUCGACAUGUUCGGCGCUAGGAAGCAGGAUCUGCCCGACAUCUGGGCCCGGCUCAUCGACGCCGGUAUGGAGAGCGGCCACGCCUACGCCAAGUCCCUGCGCACGGUCAAGAGCUGCGUCGGCACGACCUGGUGCCGGUUUGGCGUCGGCGACAGCGUGGGGAUGGCUGUGCGUAUCGAGGAGCGAUAUAAGAGCAUACGAAGUCCGCACAAGAUUAAAGGCGGCGUCAGCGGCUGCGUGCGCGAGUGCGCCGAGGCUCGGAACAAGGACUUCGGCCUCAUCGCCACCGAAAAAGGCUUCAACAUCUUCGUCGCCGGCAACGGCGGCGCGAACCCGAAGCACUCCGACCUCCUCGCCAAAGACGUGCCGCCCUCCGAGGUCGUGCCCAUCCUCGACCGGUACCUGAUGUUCUACAUCCGGACGGCGGACAAGCUGCAGCGGACCGCGCGCUGGCUCGAGUCCCUGCCGGGCGGGCUCUCGUACCUGCGGGCCGUGAUCCUCGACGACAAGCUGGGCAUCUGCGCCGCGCUCGAGGCGCAGAUGCAAGGCCUCGUCGACUCGUACUUCGACGAGUGGGCCGCGGCGGUGCGGGACCCGUUGCUCGCGCGCAAGUUCGCGCAGUUCGCGAACACUUCCGACACGCUCGACGCCGUCGAGACGACGCGGGACCGCGGGCAGUCGCGGCCCGUGGAUUGGCCUAAGGAGGCCGCGGGCGAGGAUUUCAGGGGGUUGAAGGACCGCUGGACGAGCACCGCCUGGCAGCCCGUGAUCGAGGCGGCGUACUUCGCGGGCGCGGACGCGACGCCCAACGGCAUCAGCGCGAAUAUCAAGAGAGGUGAUACCCAGCUCGCGCUGUGGAGGGUUAAGGGGAGGUACUACGCCACGCAGCAGAUGUGUCCGCACAAGCGCUCGUUCGCGCUGUCGGACGGGCUCAUCGGGCAGGACGUCGCGCCGCCUUCGUCACCUUCCUCUCCCACAACAACAAAACAACCACGCACCACCCACCCCACGCCCACACCCUGGAUAUCCUGCCCCUACCACAAGCGCAACUUCGACCUGCGCAGCGGCACCUGCCGCAACGACGCGGGCCUAUCCAUCGCCACCUUCGCCGCCGAGGAGCGCGCCGACGGCAUGGUGUACCUCCAACUACCGCCCGUCGCGGAGCUGGACGCCGCGCUCGGGACGGGGCGGUGGAUGGUGCGGAAGGGCGACGCGACGGCGGCGGCGGACCAGUUCGAGGAGCUGGAUCGGAAGAUCGGGUUUAAUAAUAGUAAUAAUAAGGGGCGGAGGGGGAAGAGGGCCGGCGUCGACGCGGGCGGGACUGGAAAUGGAAAUGGAAAUGGAAACGGGAAGGUUCAGGGCGUGAGGAAGAUUGGAGGAGGUUGCGGCGUUGCGGUCGAUUGGUAAGGGGGGAAGGGCAAAGAUGUGCCGUAUGCUAGAUGAUGUGGCUACGAAGGAAAGCUACUUGGAUGUUUAGUAUCUUUUUGUUAUAUGUCGUAAAUGAUAGUCUUACCUGCCCUAGGAUACAAAAUAACCUAGAGCAAGUAAUCAAACGAUUGGUGGACAAAGAAUAUAGGUAA